Aedes aegypti (yellow fever mosquito) is the source of this 3063-nucleotide messenger RNA. RefSeq names its product protein lethal(2)denticleless (gene l(2)dtl). The record is from RefSeq and is a predicted model, not a curated record. The coding region runs from base 423 to 2564 and encodes 713 amino acids. Gene Ontology annotation, biological process: mitotic G2 DNA damage checkpoint signaling; proteasome-mediated ubiquitin-dependent protein catabolic process. NCBI's taxonomy places the organism in Eukaryota, Metazoa, Arthropoda, Insecta, Diptera, Culicidae. Gene Ontology annotation, cellular component: nucleus. Gene Ontology annotation, molecular function: protein-macromolecule adaptor activity; protein binding. The transcript has 2 exons.
UUAAGUUCGUGACCCAUCUUCUGUCAUUUUGCGCGAGUGCAUCGCCGAGAAAAAUUUCUCGCGGUUGUUUUCCCGAACGCGAUUCCUUUGUUUCUUGCUCGCUCCCACGGGCUUUUGGCCGGCCGAUUCCUCGUUUUUGUUUUGGUUACCUUGUUUCGUCAGCAAUCAAUUUUCUGGUGCGCGAAAGGAAAGAAGGAAGGGAAGGAAAAUACGCGCGCCAGCAGCUAAAUAACGGACGAAAAAUACGGACGACAGUGUGAAGGCAAAGAGCGCCAAAGAAGUCCGCCUAAAUUUUCCCGCAAAAAAAUCUGCUUUCGGGGACACGGGUCAGCGCCAAACAGUCAUCAACCUGAUAAGAGACGAACGUAUAGGAUCAAAAAGGUGUGGAUUAUGUGCUGGAAUUUAAUACGGAUUUCGCGGAAAUGAAUUCGGUUCUGAACUUCUUCGGGCGCCAAUACGGAAAUGGGUUUACAGCUUCGUACGAUCCGGCGAUGAUGCGAUUGGCUGUCCACGAGCAGGACAGUUGGAAGGGUAUCACUCCAUCGCUGUUAACGUCGGACUUUAAUCCGGCUCCGCCGAUUUUGGCGGCAAAGUUUGCCAAAUGCGAGGGACAGGAACAUAUCCUGGCCAUUGCCAAUGAAGAUGGUAAGAUUGCCCUCCAGGAUACGAAUCUGAGGAAUGAGGAACCGGGUGGAGAGCGGGCCCUGGAGGGGAAACAGUGUCAUAUGAAUGCGGUCUUCGAUAUCGAGUGGAUGCCGGGAAAUAUGAGUUUGGUGUCGGCUUCCGGAGAUCACACGGCGCGAUUGUUCACCGUGACGGAAUCGAGUCUGGAAUGCAUGCGGAUAUUCAACGGUCAUUCGAGAUCGGUGAAGACUGCGGCUUUCCGGCGGACGGAUCCGGCUGUGUUUGCCACCGGAGGAAGGGAUGGAGUGAUAGUGCUGUGGGAUUCGAGGGCUUACUUUGGAUCGAACAUGGCACCGAGGGCGGAUAACUGUAUAGUCAGCGGACACGCUGGAGGACCAGGAACGCCUUCUGGGUAUAGGAAGCGAACGAGAGCGACGCCAAAGAUUCCACCGAACGUUUGCAGCAGUAGCAUAACCGGUCUUGCGUUCCAGGACGACAAUACGUUGAUUUCCUGCGGGGCCGGAGAUGGAAUAGUGAAGGUGUGGGAUGUUCGACGACAUUACUCCAGUCAUAACCGUGAUCCGUUACCAAAGUAUAGUUUUCCUUAUGCUGGCACCACGACGUUGAAAGGAUUCACGAAUCUGUUGAUUGACCACACUCGAAUGCGGUUGUAUGUAAAUUGUAUGGACAAUCAUAUCUACUGUUACAAUAUUUCAACUUAUGCGGCUGAGCCGAUCCAAAAGUACAGCGGAUUGAAGAAUGAUACGUUCUACAUCAAGUCAUAUCUGAGUCCGGAUGGACAGUACCUGAUAAGCGGGUCUAGUGACGAAAAGAGUUACAUUUGGAAUGUGGACAACCCUAAACCAUUGGUCCGAUUGUGUGGCCACACAGUGGAAGUCACGAGCGUAGCUUGGAUGCAAACUCACCAGGACAUCCGGAUUGUGACCUGCAGCGACGACGCUAGACACAAAAUUUGGAGGGUUAGCCCAGAGGAGAUCGAUGAGGACACCAAAGUGCAAUACAGAGGACAUUCUGAGUAUUGUGAUAGCUAUAGGCAGGAAUUAGCUAAGGUUCGUCUGAAAUCGCUGGAGUUUACUCCUCGUUCCAUACGAAGGCUCGUGGAAGAGAACGAAAAGACCCCGAACACCAUCGAAAAGAAACCAACGGCCAAGAGGACGUUUUCGGAGAUGAACGGACACAGUUCGGAAGAUCCUUCAACGUCCUACGUGGAAAUCAAACGUCCCAACAUCGAAACACGCGGCCGACGUCUGUUCAGCCCUGCCAAUCAAAACUCAAGGUCAUCGGGAAUUGCUGCCCUCGAAAUCGCCUCCUCAUCAGCUUCUUCACGUAGUUUGACUACGGUCCUCGAAGAAAGCGAAGAGCCAUCGCCAACGCACUGCAAGUCUCCCCUCGCCAUGUCGGAUCUCAAUCUCAAAUCUCCGGAACCGGACGAACCCAGCACCAGCAAACUCCCCAACGGCCUAUCCUCACCCACCAUCAACCUUCCGAACUUCGUCCUCGAUGGAGACGCCCCACAUUUGGUCAACGUGAACAAGCGCAAACUAAAAGAGAACGUGGACUGGCUUACGAAAAUCCGCAAGCAAAAACUACUCCAAGCCUCGAAAACCUUCGAUUCUACCUCCUCCAGCAACAAUGGCCUAGGACUGUCAGCAAACCAUUCGGAAGACGUGUCCCUGCUGCUCUCGCCACGAUUGCAGCUCCUGAAAACCUCCGAAGAUCAACACCACCCGCUUUCCUCCAGUCCAAGCACUCCCCGGCGGAGAAUGUCCCGGUGUGGUUCCGUUGAUGGACAGCCCCGAACGCCCAGCAGUCGAGCGCCGAGCAGGCCAAGCACUCCGGAGACCUCUAUUUUAAGAUUUUUUACCGUUAAGACCCCGACUAGUUCCGCCGGAAGCGGAGCCAGUGGGAGCAAUGCGUGAAUUUCGAUCCCCAUUUCCUCUAGUUAACAAGUGUUCUGUAUGAUUUGACCAUUAAUAUGCACUGGGAUUUGCUUUUCUUUUUUUAUGUUUUAAUUUUCAAAUUACACAAAAAUCUACACAUUUGACGAAUGAAUCAUUGUUCCUCUUCGAUUGCUUUUUAGUGUCUGAAGGUUUUCUAUUACUUUCUAGUAUUUCCUCACUUAGUUAGAAAACACGCCUCAAGAUUGUUACUAACCUGCCUCAACUGCCUAAUUAUACUUACCGUAACACAACGUAUUCUUAUAGUUUUUCUAAAUGAGAUAUAACGACUGAGAAGCGUAUUAGACAAUAGGUACGUGAAUUUGUGAAACAGAUUUCUAACGCCAAUUUUAUGCCAUUGUUUAGAGCAUACUUCCUAUUAGGGUUAAAGAUGGUAAUGCCUGUAAAUAUUUUAUUAGAUGUAUUUUUACCAAAAAAGAGAGGUCGGAAAGAGAAAUAUAAUUGGAGCUUGAACUUGUAA